Labeo rohita (rohu) is the source of this 2604-nucleotide messenger RNA. It is a transcript of the gene chodl, whose product is annotated as chondrolectin. The transcript has 7 exons. Bases 293 to 1192 code for a protein of 299 amino acids. The record is from RefSeq and is a predicted model, not a curated record. Gene Ontology annotation, biological process: positive regulation of axonogenesis. NCBI's taxonomy places the organism in Eukaryota, Metazoa, Chordata, Actinopteri, Cypriniformes, Cyprinidae. Gene Ontology annotation, cellular component: cytoplasm.
UAAUAAAGGAAGUGAUGAACAUCUGCGCCCUGUUCGAUUACCUGCAGUACAGACGGGAAACAUCACAUUGAAGUGGAGCAGCCGCGCGUUCGCGAGUAGAGGCGCGUGUCACUCUCUCUCUCUCUCCAGAAUUCAGUGGCGCUUUUGCAGAGUGUCAGACCAGCUCUGUGGAAAUCAUGUCUUUGAACACUAUGAAGAAAAGGCUCCCCCAAUAAACGUUAAAAAAGACGCCUGACUGGAACAAGCCUGUUUGAAGUUCACUCCAUCAUCUACUCAAGUGAAACACGCGAGGAUGCGCAAGUCAAUCGGAAUCCUUUGUGCUUUGACUUUCCUGGUUUCGUGCAGCCGUGGGGCGAGAGUUGUGAGCGGUCAGACAGUGUGUCAGGGCAGUCCUGAGCAGCCGUGCUACAAGAUCGCUUACUUCAGGGAAGUGUCGAGUCGUGUUGCAUUCUGGGAGGCUCAGCAUGCGUGUGAAAUGGAUGGUGGUUCAUUGCUGAGCAUUGAGAACACAGCAGAGCAGAAGCACAUCGAACAUCUUCUGCGGGAACUGAGCGUCUCCACUUCUAUCAGUGCUUCCGGUGGGUCGGGCAUCACAGAUGGAGACUUCUGGAUCGGGUUGACACGUGUGGAGGACGAGACCGCACAGGAGCCUGGAAGUUUUGCUUCGUGUCCUAACCUGUACAGAUGGACAGAUGGAAGUGUCUCACAGUUUAGAAACUGGUAUGCUGAUGAACCAUCUUGUGGAGGAGAAGCUUGCGUGGUGAUGUAUCAUCAGCCCACAGCUCUCGCCGGGCCUGGUGGGCCGUAUCUUUAUCAAUGGAAUGAUGACAGGUGCAAUAUGAAGCACAAUUUCAUCUGCAAGUAUGAACCAGAAAGUUACCUGGUAAAAGUGCAGAGCGACAAGCCUGGAGGGCCUGAUGUUGAUCUUUCCUCAGAAGAACAAGAGGAGAGGAGACCGUCUCCUGUCGAUCAGGACGAGAACCCUCAACUUAUAAUGCCAGGGCCCUCAAGUAUGCUGCUAAUCUACGUGAUUAUCCCUACCAUCCCUCUCCUCUUGCUGAUCCUGGUGGCUUCAGGAACGUGCUGUUUCCAGAUGUUAAGCAAGAGUAAACCACGGACCAAAACGAGCGUAAACCAAUCAACUCUCUGGAUUUCCAAGACGCCAAAGAUAGACAGUGGCAUGGAGGUUUAAAGAAUCAUCUCCACGAUUCAAACACCUCCAUUUUUCUGGCUUUGUCAUCUAUGUUGCUUUAUCACCAACGCGUUCGUCCGGUGGUUAGUUUAGUGUGAUUUAGUAAUACUAGUCGAAAACGCGCAACACCGGCAGAGCAGAUAAACACAUCGAAUUUCUGUACAAAUGUUGUGCUUAAAGCUGCUCCUCAGCCUCUCAUAGUUUCUUAAAGAGACAGUUCACCCAAAAAUGAAUAUUCUGUCAUUAAUUACUCAUCUUCAUGUUGUUCCAAACCUGUAAGACCUUUGUUCAUCUUCGGAACACAAAUACAGAUAUUUGUCCUGAAAUCCAAGAGCUUUCUGACCCUGCACAGACAGCGACGCAACUGACACAGUCAAGGCCCAUAAAGGUAGAAAGGACAUCGAUGAAAUAUUUCUGGGCCUUGAAUGUGUCGGUUGCAUUGCAUUGUUUAUGCAGGGUCACAAAGCUCUCGAAUUUCAUCAAAAAUAUCUUAACUUGGGUUCCUAAGAUAAACUUACAGGUUUGGAACAACAUGAUCAACAUAAUUAAUGACAGAAUUGUCAUUUUUAGGUGAACUAUCCCUUUAAGUCUAUGAGUUUCCUGUUCACUCCCAUGACCUUAUUCUCCAUUUCAGGUUUCUUGUCAGAUAGUCUGACCUAAACCUACUGAGGGCUGUUUAGGGAGGGUGAAUAUUAAUUGGCAGUAAACACAGUGAGCAAUUAAAUUACUGUAAUUAAAACAAGUACAAGUGGGAACCACAUAAAAAGAGGAAUUAAGUGUUCCUUCUGACAGCGAAUAGGGUCACACAUACUGUAGCUAGUGACACAGUUAAGAAAUGAAUCACUAAAGAGCAUAAAAGGACUAAAAGGUUUUUAGAGAAUUAGACUAAUUAAUGUCUCAUUCAAGAAUGAGUGGCCUCUUUAAUCUCAGACGUUUCUCAUGUAUUGCCAAUGAUGGCACAAUAGUUGUGUGCAUACAAUUGAUUAUUUAGUAGCAAAAGAUUUAUUUUGAAACAUACGCGAUCAUUGGCUUAUAUAGUGACUGUUCUGCUCUGCAGCUUAUGAGGACGUUGUCAUAAAAAAUGAAGAAUUCAUAAAAAAUGUACAUAUUUUUUGUAUGAUGUGACUGCAAAGCUGCUUUAAGCUGCCACUGUUAUAUACGCAGUUUUUUGCAUGUGAAUAUUUUAUCAUGUCCUUUUACAAUACUACAUAUAGAAAAUAUCAAAGCUAAAAAGUAUUAAACUGGUUUGCAUCAUAGUGAUAUUGUAUCAGAUACCGAAAUUAGUCAGUUAGACGUCUGUACAGGAAGAUGUGUUACUGUGAGCGUGUGUUUGAAUUCAAAUGUGCUGUUAAUACUUUUUAUAUUUUUGAGAUAGGAAUUGGACGUGUACAAUGGAUUAAAAAUAUUUAAUU